This is a messenger RNA of Cryptomeria japonica (Japanese cedar), 360 nucleotides long. RefSeq lists its product as uncharacterized. Bases 1 to 360 code for a protein of 119 amino acids. The transcript is spliced from 2 exons. The record is from RefSeq and is a predicted model, not a curated record. Lineage: Eukaryota; Viridiplantae; Streptophyta; Pinopsida; Cupressales; Cupressaceae.
AUGGGUGCCGCAGCCACCAAGGGGACCGCAACCUCACCGUGGGCGCCACGACCACCAAGGGGACCGCGACCCCACUGUGGGUGUCGCGGCCACCAAGGGGACCGCAACCCCACUAUGUGGGCCGUGACCCACACAGUGGCCAAGGCCGCUGCAUGGGCCGCGACCCACCCAGUGGGGCAUCUCACUGAAAAGGCUCAUACUACUUUUGAUAAGUUUAAGAAGAUCAUGAGCUCUUGUCCAGUUUUGGCAAUUCCAGAUUUCUCCAAGCCCUUCGAGUUACAGUGUGAUGCAUCUGGAGAAGGUGUUGGGGCUGUUUUGAUGCAAGACAAGCAUCCCAUUGUGUUUGAGAGCAGAAAAUGA